This is a messenger RNA of Octopus bimaculoides (California two-spot octopus), 8460 nucleotides long. RefSeq lists its product as uncharacterized. Gene Ontology annotation, biological process: signal transduction. The record is from RefSeq and is a predicted model, not a curated record. Gene Ontology annotation, cellular component: cell-cell junction. Gene Ontology annotation, molecular function: protein binding. NCBI's taxonomy places the organism in Eukaryota, Metazoa, Mollusca, Cephalopoda, Octopoda, Octopodidae.
GAAGAGGAAGUGAGAGAUAACAUUAAUCUUCACAAUCAUUACCACCCCCUCACUCAUUGCUGUUGCUUCUUUCUUCCUUAACUCAUUCCUCUACUCCUACUGUUCCCCCCCUCACCUGUUUCUUUCUCUUUGUUUCUCUCUCUCUGUCUCUCCUUCCCUACUGCUGGAAUGGUGACUGACGAAGGAGGCCUACACAUACUCUCUCAUACGCACACACAUUUAUUAUACAGCUCCACUGUUUUACUACACUUUCAAAACAUUGUCAAGUGUCGGUGUCUUGAGAAGAGACACUAAGACAGGGUAGAAGAGGACAGUGGGUGACAGUGAAAGAGAUUCCUUAGUGAGGGAGAGAGAGGCGACUUAAAACAAGUACAGAUAAAACGGGUGGGUUACAAAAGGGUUAGGUGAAUAGUUUCACCCCUUACUUCUACCCGUAAGUCCUUUUCAUCACUAACUUUUUCAGUUCUUAAAGAGCAUGCAACAAGUUUUUAGUUUACAUUUCGGAUAUCCGUUUUUCUGCCACUACUUUGGAUGAACCCCAGAAUUACUUAAUGUUUGUUUAAAGCGAAAUACAUUUGAUAUAUCGUAUACACACUCAUUCAUAUAUUUCUGGCUGUUGGAAUUAUAUUUUUACUCGUGUUAUUUAGAAAGUUUAAUCUCAUUCUAACUAGUGUCUCUGUAUUUAUCUCUCGCUCUCAUUUUUUCUGUACCCUUCUUUGGCCCACAUUCGGAAGGCGAUGUUUUAGGAAUGCCAUCCAGUCAUGACGAAAUAUCGUCCCGAUGACGACGAAUACCGUCGUUUAGUUCAAUUGAUAUCUCAAUGGAAUGAUGACCAUUAUGACAUUUUUGAGAUUGCUCAACCCAACGAGAACCUCGAGUUCCAUGGGGUUAUGCGAUUCUUUUUCCAAGAUGCUGGCGCCAAGGUUGCAACUAAAUGCAUCCGAGUGUCCAGCACCGCAACCGCCAAAGAGGUAAUUGAUGUUCUCAUAGAAAAAUUCCGUCCGGAUAUGCGAAUGUUGACGCAGAGCAAUUAUAAUCUGUAUGAAGUUCACCCAAAUUUAGAUGAGAGGAAACUAACUGAGAAUGAGUUACCACUGGUGAUCCAACUGAACUGGGGCACUGAUAUGAGAGAUGGACGUUUCUUACUGAAAUGUGAAAAUGCAAUAACUGCAAAGGAUGAGUUUUUUGAGAUAGAAAGGGAUGUUGGAGGGUUCAAGAGAAAACUGUCGAAACGGGAGAAAAAAGAGAAAAAGAAGAGAGAGAAGGAGAGAUUAAGAAACAAAGAGAAUUUGGAGAAAGAUGCCACCCUUGCAGAGAAACUUUACACAGAUGUGCCAGAAAACAGUUUUACUCGGAGUAUCUCUAACCCCGAGGCUGUUAUGCGACGCCGACGCCAACAGAAAGUAGAAAAACGCCUGCAGGAGUUCCGUAAUGAAGAAGGAGGUUCAGAAUCUGGUGGCAUGUUAAAGGUUUAUGGGGAAGCUCUGAGCCCUAAUAUUCCUUACAAGACCCUCUUGGUCUCUGCAACAGAUACGGCCAGUUUUGUGGUUGAAGAAACCUUAGAAAAGUAUGGAUAUCCUAAAGAGGAGGCUUACAAAUAUUGCUUAGUCCAAGUGACUGUUCCAAAGGGAGAUCGAGAAUACCAUGGUGGAUCAUUUGGUGAAGAAAGUUUUGUCCAGGAUGAUGAUUACCCAUUGUCUAUUUUACUCCAACACGUCUCCAAAAAUGCAAAGGUAUCAGAACAAAUUGAAGGUAGGACACCAACUUCCUUUCGUCUGUUUGGUGAUGCAUCUCAUUGUGUUUUUUGGUUGCUCUUCCUUACCGAUUCUCUUUCAGUUGCCUGCAAUCUAUGCUUGGCACAGCAUCGACUAAUUAUGAAUAUGUACACCUGUGACAAUUGUAAUUCACCAUGUGGCCUUACUACAUGUGGUGAUUUGCCAUACCUUGUUGAAAUUCAUCCUGGAAUGGAUGAAAUGGAUGGUAGGCGUCACCAUUUGCAGCUGAAUGUUACUGAAGUCGGCAGUGAGAAACCAACGUCUGAGAGUGGACAAUACCUUCAGUUAUUUGGUCCAAAUAUUCAUCCAUGUCACUGUGUGAUUGCACACAUGAAUGGAAGCGUGACGGUGACACCAACUCGGAAAGAUGCUGAGACUUACAUCAAUAAUCGGCGGAUCUACGAGACUACCCUCCUACAACAUGGUAUGUUGGUACAGUUUGGGGAUCAUCAUGCAUUCAGAUUUUGUGACUCCAGAUCUGAUGAGAGACACUCCAAAGUUCCUCGGUCUCCCGAUCACAGACUGCAAAACAACCAAAGGGAUUCUCAAAUCAGACAAUACGACCCUGAAAUGGAUACUGGUACCUACGCUAAACCAAUAGAGGAAAACAUUCCCCGCCAUGAGAGAGCAAGGGAAGAAAUGCUCAGAAAUGCUCCCAACUCCAUUCCUCAUAGCCCCGCACGACAGCCAACACCUUCAGGAAAAAUUGGCGAUGAAGUACUUCCUGCUGCAUUAGAGUUCCGUGAAGAUGCACAAACCCAAUUUCUAUCGGAACUUGUUCCAAAUGUGAAAUGCAAUGCUGUUCAGUUUAAGUUAGCACCAACUUACACCUUGUAUUUAGCCAUACGUUAUCGACUAUCCAAUAUCUAUCGACCAGAGAUAGAACCAGCUGAACGGGCUUCACGGUUGACUAAUUUCAUGAACAAGAUGGCUUCUAUGAUGCAACAAACUAUCAGGGAUAAGAAUAAGGACCCAGCAUCACUUGCAUUUUGGAUGGCAAAUGCAUCAGAAAUCCUGAAUUUCCUCAAACAAGACCAAGAUGUUCGACUCUUCAGUCGCGAAGCACAAGACAUUCUGGCACAAUCUGUCCAAAUCGCAUUCCAUCAUCUUGUGCAAUGUUUACAUUUUGACCUCAGUCACACGAUGCCAGCUUUCAUAAAUGAUGAUGAUUCUGUGGAGGAUGAUGAUUUUAGUGUCCCAGAAACUGGUUAUCGGCAGAAAAUGCAGCCGACACUCGGUGAUGUCCUCCGCACUUUGACGGCUGCCAUGAACCUUCUGCGACGGUGCCGUGUGAAUGCAGCACUCACAAUCCAACUGUUUUCUCAGCUCUUCCACUUUAUCAACAUGUGGUUGUUCAACCUGAUAAUUCAGAAGCCACAGUUCAAUCUCUGCACUCGCCGAUGGGGCAUUAUACUGAAGCGUCGACUCGGUAAAGUGGAAGCAUGGGCUGAGAAGCAAGGACUGGAAUUGGCUGCUGAUUGUCACCUGUGUCGUAUCAUCCAGGCUGCGCACUUACUGCAGGCACCAAAGAACAAUAAUGAUGACAUAGCAAACAUCAGUUCUACCUGCUUCAAGCUGAACUCACUCCAAAUACAAGCCCUCUUACAGAACUACAUCCCAGAGGAUAAUGAGCCUCGCAUCCCUCAAUCACUGAUUGACCGUGUUGUGACCGUCGCCAGGAACAUGGCCGAUGACUUGGCCCAUUCUGACGGCAAUGAAAUUAAAGUGGAAGAAGACCGAGAGCUGCAGUUACCGUUUCUACUACCAGAGGAUGGUUAUUCCUGCGAUAUCAUCCGAGGUGUACCAAAUGGCUUACCCGAUUUCCUUGAAACGUUUAUCAGGAAUGGGGUUUGUCGUUUUACACCUCAACCCAGUUCUAAAGGUCUGUGGACUGUAUAUAUGGUUGGGUUAGACCAGCAAGGACCAAGACUUAAUGAGAUUCAUCAGAAGGAAGGCGGAUUUCCAGCACAUGUACCACACCCAGAUGAAUUGCCACCAGAACCUGAAAUAAUUGAAGUUGUGUUUGAGAAAGUGAAAGGCAGUAUAGGACUAAGUAUUGUAGCUGCUAAGGGUGAUGGCCAGAUGUCACGAGGAAUCUACAUCAAGUCAGUUGUGCCCGGUGGAGCAGCUGCUUUGGAUGGUCGGUUGCAGGCUGGUGACCAGUUACUGGAAGUAGAUGGUCGAAGUUUAGUGGGUUUAAGCCAAGAGAAAGCUGCUAAUUUGAUGACAAAAACUGGCCAUGUGGUUCGGUUGAAAGUAUCAAAACAAGGAGCAAUUUACCAUGGUCUAGCAACUCUGCUCAGUCAGCCGUCACCAGUCAUCCCAAGAGCUAACAGUCCCAAGAGGAAUGGUCCACCUAAUGCUUACCCGAAUAAGGGUCACCACAGAAGUGAGGAGAAUCUGAAUGUAAAUGGGAUGCCUAAUGAUAUGGCUCGACAGCCUCCCCUUCAUCAAGGUCCAUCUCGUGAUUUCCGUGAUAUGCCUCGACAGGGGCCUCCUCUGCAACAAGGCCCACCUCCAGAAAUGGCACGUCAUGGACCACCUCAUCAAGGGCCACCUCAUCAAGGGCCCCCGCAUCAAGGAUCUCCUCAUGAAAUGGCUCACUCAGGUAUGCCAGUCCAAGGUUCCUCUCGUGAAAUGCCUCGCCAAGGUAUGCCUCAUGACAUGGUCCGACCUGGCCCUCCACGCCAAGGCUCUCCUCAAACUGGUUCUCCUCGAGAAAUGUCUCGUCAAGGGCCACCACAGCCAGGUUCUCCUCGUAAUCUGAACCAAGGUUCACCACAGUACCAAGGCCCUCCACGUGAUAUGAUUCGUCACCAAGGACCACCUCCACCAGGAUAUAAAAAGGAAUUUCGUGAUGGUCCCCCUAGAAUUCAAGCACAUGAUGUGAGGCCACAAUAUUAUACCCUUGCCCCACAGUCUUCUCCUUCCUCAAACAGUGAAGGAUCUGCUUCUGAUCCCCGCAACCAGAAAAACAAUCCCAACUACCAGAGCCGCACUUUACCUCAAGGUGAAGUGAUGAAGCCACCCCCAGGGAGUAUGCCACACCUACGUGACCCAAACAUGUCCAAUCAACAAGACUCUCCGAGUAACCUCCGGAACCCAGCUGCAAAUGGGCCCAUGAGAGCCAAUCAGGGUUCUCCACACCGGCAGCAACAACACCACCUAGGGCAGCCCUUCAUGAAUGGUGGUAACAGACCGGGUUUUGAACAACGAAAUGCUUCUCCUAACAAUCAAAUUCCUCCAACAGAUUCUCGCUAUCCUGGACCCCUUUCUAGAAGCCCAGAUAUUAGCAAGCAGCAUGAUCCAUCAGGGAAACCUAUGGACAAUCGGAACAUCGACCCAUAUCAAAGAAUUCCAGAAAAUGCCAGACAGGGAAACAUCAACAAACAGGACCCGCUGCGAUAUUCUCGAGCUGGCCCCACAGAAAUGGUCAGACAUGUCCAAAACUUACCUGAUCGAGGGGCUGCUUAUACACCAAGUCCUAUUCCACCAUAUCAGCCAAAAGGUACACCACCACUUGCUAAUCAACCUCCUACUUCUGUUCAUUCAUCAAUGAAUAACGCAGUGAAGGAUGAUCGACCAGUUUCAGUUGCAUAUCCUGGCAGUCGUCCUGACCGUCAAGAUUAUUCUGGAAACCAGCUGCGUCCGAGGUCAGACGAGAUAAGUACGGAUAAGGUCCGUGAAUGGCAGAUGAAAUAUGACUUGGACAACAGUCGAAACUAUGGGGGUGUUAAUGGCGCUGAACAGAAUUUCAAUCGGUUUGGUAAUCACACAGAAUCGCCUGAGCAGAAACCCCAGCCAUCACACUAUGCAAAAAUUCGAGCGGAACCUCCUUCUCAAGAAAUCAGACAAGACAUUCCAAAAGCAUCGGUCAACAACCAAGCUCGCCAACAGCAUUUCUUUGAGAAAACCAAAGAACGUAUGCAAGAACCAGCACCUCCUUUCCACCAGCUGCCAAAGGCAGGAGACCAACAUAUUGUAAAGAAACCAGCAGUUCCUCCAAAGAAGGUGGCUCUAAAACCAGUGGAACCAAUUCCAGCAACCACUGAUAUUGGUCGUGUCAAUGUCCAAGAGAAUUACGUGUUGCAUCAGAACCUCUAUAAUGCAAGGCUUGGACCUGACGAACAUCUGUACAUGCCGCCAACGUCAACAGCAACUGCAAACAGAAUGGUUUAUGUUGAUCAGGAAGGUUCCUACUUACCACCACCCCCAGAGAUUCCACCUGAUUUGCCUCCACCCCCUGCACCUGAAGAUCUUCAGGAUAUUCUCCCUCCACCGCCACCUGAUAACAUCAAGUAUAACAACUACACUCCAGAGAAUGUGCAGUGGAAUCGGUCAAACAGGUACUCUGAAGAAUUCGGUCGGGUUGAUUUCCAUGAUAAUCUCAAAGAAGGCACUACAUACCAACACAUGGUCCCUAACAACAUGAACUCCAACUCCCACACUCAGUACACCAUCCAGCAGAACAACUACAACCAGGACCCCCAUCCAAACGAGAAGCAAUUUGGUCAUCAAGGCUUCCUUCCAUCCCACACAGGCCCUGUUAACAUGGUCAAGAACAAGAGUGGGCCACCCCUUCUUCCUCCCACACAAGAACAACCUCAGCUUUCUUCAAGUGUCCCCUUUUGGGAUGGUGACGAGAAUAUAGACCCUCAUGAUAUAAACAAGCUUAGGGAGCUUGAGAUAAAGAAGCUGACCGAGAUGAAGUAUCGUCAACCACAGGAUGAAGACAGACUGAGGAAGCUCCAGCUGGAAGACGAAUUCCAACGCCGUGUCAAAGAAGUUGGUGAUAGAGAUGAGGAUGAUGAUGAUGAUGAUGGCUCAGAAGCUGGUCACAGUCAAUACAGAGUUCAGAGUAGAGAAUGGCUGAUUAACACUAUGCAGGAUGACCUCCAGAAGAUUCUUAACCGGCUUCGACAGAUGGAAGAAGACCAAGCGACUGAAGAAUAUGAAAAAGAAAAAGACAGAAUGAAGUGCCUUCGUCAAAGGCUUGAAAUCUUUGAGAAGGAAAAGGCUGAAGAUCAAAUUCGUCAACAGAAACGGCAACAACGGAAACAGUCAGAACAGGAACAACACCUUCAGAAACAAAGGGAAAUGAGAGAAAAACAGAGAAGAGAUAUUGAAGAACAGAGAAAGUUAUAUUUGAUGGAAGAAGAAAUGAUGAAAGAUAGAAAAAUCCAAGAACUUCGUAGGAAAAAAGAAAUGGAAAAAGAACAAAUCCUUGCAACACGAGAAGCUGAAGAAUUCCGUCAACAAGCUGAACAAAAGCGCUUGGAAGAGAAACAGCUUCAGGAACAAGCUGACAGACAGAUGGGCCGAUACUCAAACAUAUCCAAGUCGAAUAUCAGCUCUAAAAUGUAUUCAAAUAAUACUUAUACAGAACAUGGUCCCAAUCUGACAUACCAAACAGCCCCUGAGAAGAACUUCACAGCAGCACCACAGCCUCCUGAGAGAGGGUCUUCAUUUGAAACCCUCAACCAAUACCAGCAGCGUAAUUUGAUAAAACCUCUCCCUUCUGAUCAAAUGCCCCCUGAUCACAACAAUAUGGGUAAAAGUGUUAGCACAUCUGCUUUGCGAACAAACCAGGAUGUGACGGCCCCUAAAAAGUCAGUUUCCUUCAAUACUCAGCUGGAAACCCGGAUCAGUGCUGCCUAUAGCGAUGAUGAACGAUCAUCCAACCCUUCUUUCCGUUCUUCUGGUGAGUUUUCCCCAAAUCUCAGCCCCUCUUUCCUUGGAAACAAUGAACCAUCUGAAUUGUCACCAAAAGUGAACAAUGAGGUAUUCACUCAAGACUCUCACCAAUCAACACCACCACCACCUCCUCCAGCAACAACAAAUUCAGUUGAAGUGCACUAUAGGGUUGCUGAAACCCCUGGUGUGAUUGGUGGACAGGAAAUCUAUCGCGACCCCCGCACAAGAAUCCAAGCAAAGAAAGCUGCUAUUUCUAUAAAAUCUCCCGGCCCCGAACGGAUGUCAUUUAGGGAUAAAAUGAAAUACUUUGCGCAAGAGGCCGGAGAAGGCACUCCGAAGGAGAAACCGAAAGCAUCUCGUGUACAAAGGGAUAUAGAAUAUGCUAUGAAUGGUCAAUGACCUACUGCAAAUAAGAAUUACAAAAAUUGACAUGGAAAUAUUUGGUAAAUAAAGGAGCCAUUUGGCUUGAGGGGUGAGAAUUGGGAGAGGGUUGUGGAGUGAGAUGGGAUAGCAAUUUCUUCCAAAAUUUAGUGUGUGUGUGAUUUACACACUUCUCACUCCUUCAUAAAUGGCAUUUAGUUUUUUUGUUUUUUUUUUUGCAUUGUAUUUUUCUUCCUCUGGGAUAUUAACUGUACAUUAUGCUCCAGAAGUGAGGCACAAACACUGCUGUCCAUCAACACCCCCCCCCCUUUUUUUUUUUUUUUUUGGAUAGUCAAAACAAUGAUAUAUUAUUUUUAUUUUGGGCCUUGUGCCUAAUGUUAGGAAUUAUUACUAAUAUUGUUAUACAGGAUAAAUUCUUUAUUUAAAAAAAGAAAAAAAAGGAAUAAAAAUACAUAGUUGACUAUUUAUUACCGAAAAUAAUGACUGCCGCUGCCACCAAGUUCCUGGAUCUGUCUUUCUGAUGUAAAUAAACAUAAUAAAAACAAUAAAAAUGAGGUUAUCUCAUUUACCUGCAGCAGUAAAUAUCAAUAAAAUAUAUUUUAAAAAGAAA